AUGCUUAUGAAUUUUGACUUUCUUUUGGUUUUUAUUGUCUCUAGGUUUCCAAGAACUCAAUGUUGCGGAGAGGCAGAGUGUGCAAGAAAUAACGAAAUCCUGGUUGUUCUGUUUCCUAGAACAAAAGAUGAACCUGAUGGGUUAUCUCCCAGUGACCUUGUGCCAGCUCUUAGAUGGUUCAAACGUUGCCGUCAUACCAGCACUAGUCUCCUGAUUAAUCCUUUUAGAUCUUCAGACUUGCUGCCAUCGUGUAAAGAGCAAUUAUCUUUUGGUGGCAAAGGCCAUUCUGGUAUGAAGGUGCAUAAAGCAGCCAUUGCUUCAGGAGCCAGAACAAUAGUCCUUGCGCCUUUUUUUGGCUCUCUCCUUGGCUGGUUAGGUGCUCAGUGCCAACGAGCCACUUUGUUUACAAGCAUUAUGACACGCCUUGCUCAAAGAGCUGUCCCUGUGCUUGCAAAUGAUACUGCCGAGGAGCUAGCUGCAAGGGUUCUCCAAGAGGUGAACAUACAACAAAACCAGUGGACACAUUUCCCAAUCAACCACCACCCACAUAUAUCGAACCUAGAAAGCAUGCCUCACUAG
This is a messenger RNA of Dovyalis caffra, 579 nucleotides long. The record is from the annotation of a GenBank genome assembly. Lineage: Eukaryota; Viridiplantae; Streptophyta; Magnoliopsida; Malpighiales; Salicaceae.